Octodon degus (degu) is the source of this 663-nucleotide messenger RNA. It is a transcript of the gene Dhdh, whose product is annotated as dihydrodiol dehydrogenase. The coding region runs from base 1 to 630 and encodes 209 amino acids. Gene Ontology annotation, biological process: D-xylose catabolic process. The record is from RefSeq and is a predicted model, not a curated record. Lineage: Eukaryota; Metazoa; Chordata; Mammalia; Rodentia; Octodontidae. Gene Ontology annotation, molecular function: nucleotide binding; D-xylose 1-dehydrogenase (NADP+) activity. The transcript has 6 exons.
AUGCCCUGCGAGCUUGAGGUGUACUUCAGACUUUCUUCUUUGACCUUAGAGGUGGCCUACAUUGGCACCCAGAACACUCAGCACAAAGCCGCGGUGCUGCUAUGUUUGGCAGCAGGCAAAGCUGUCCUGUGUGAGAAGCCCAUGGGCGUGAAUGCCUCAGAAGUUCGCGAGAUGGUUGCAGAGGCAAGAUCUCGAGGCCUCUUCCUUAUGGAGUCCUUAGUGAGCAUAUCAGUGUACUUCCCAGGCGUGGAUGACACGGUCACCGUGCUCCUUCAGUACCCAGGCGGCAUCCAUGGCAGCUUCACCUGUAGCAUGACCAGCAAUCUUGGCAACACCGCGUCUGUGAGCGGCACCAAGGGCAGAGCUGAGGUUAUCCCAGCCUGGGCUCCCAUGGAGCUGGUGGUGAAUGGGGAGCGGAAGAAGUUCCCUGGGUACCUUGACUCUAAGAAGACAUACAAUUUUCCCUACUCUGAAAACCUGGUUUUUGAGGCCAUGCAUGUCCGAGAGUGCUUGCGCAAGGGCUUGAGGGAAAGCCCUGUGAUUCCGCUAGCUGAGAGUGAGCUCCUGGCUGACAUCCUGGAGGAGGUGAGGAAGAUCAUCGGAGUCACAUUCCCCCAAGACAAACGCUGAUACCAGUUUGAAUAAAGAAAAGGUUCGACCAGG